UCCGGAAGUAAAAGUUUCAAUUGAGUGGCAUGAGCUAAUUACAGUCCCCUGUUUUUGUGAUUUUCUGCUAACGAUCCAGCUCAGCACUUGCGCCCCGGUACCUUUUCUCUCCGAUGGCGACUUGGAUAAACAAACGAAUGCAUCUGUAUAGCCACAGUGCGAAACAACAAAGUAGAUACGAAAAAAUAGCACCGAAGAAAAGAAAAAAACCCCCAUCAACAAGUAGACAGGAUAAACCUAGACUAGUAACCACCCCAGCCAGGUACUCCAUUCCCCAGACAAGCCUCCAUUCCUCAGAACGAAAGAAAGUCAAAAAACGCCCACAGUCGAGUUCCCCAGUCAUCACUCGGACCGACUCCCCUCCAGAAGCUCCGUCUUUGUCGAAUCUCACGGAUCCCCGAACUCAAUCCAUCGCUCCAAACGGCCCUGUCCCGAAGGACAAACAGCACCGUAGCGACGUCUGGUUCGACGGUUCCCGAGAUGAGAAAGACAAACAGCCCAGAAAGAAACAAGUAGUCGAAUCAAUGGCGAAGACAAGAACAAACGACCGGCAGGGGAGGAGUGUAGAUAAGAAUGAUAGACAACAAGAGGAACAGAAACGACGAGUACAGAAGAAAUAAGAAUUUGCAAGAAAACAAAACAGAAAAGUCACAACGUCCGUUCAAUCCCAGUACACACUGACUUAUCAUCAGACCAGAGGGUUGUUCGACAGACCUGUCAAUCCCGAGGGAGACGAGCCGAAUGACAGUCCCAUGCUGGUCGAGAGGAAACGUGAUGCACAGAAAUCAGACGGGAUGAGACACGGACGAAAGAGUACAGAAGAAAAAAAUAACAUGCA
Aspergillus steynii IBT 23096 is the source of this 838-nucleotide messenger RNA. RefSeq lists its product as uncharacterized. The transcript has a single exon. The record is from RefSeq and is a predicted model, not a curated record. NCBI's taxonomy places the organism in Eukaryota, Fungi, Ascomycota, Eurotiomycetes, Eurotiales, Aspergillaceae. The coding region runs from base 114 to 620 and encodes 168 amino acids.